AAAGAAUUUCAUAUUUAAUUUCGAUGCACCAAAAUUUUAUUUUAUAUGAACCCAAAUUUUGUGAUUCGCAUUUCCUAAUCCCAAUGUCAGUAUAUAGACAUACCCUAAACUACUUCUUCCUCGCCACCUUAUCUCCCUAUCUCCUCUUUCCCAUGUUAUCUCUCCCAAGCCUUUAGGCAAUCUUGCAGAGAGAGAGAGAGAGACAGAGAGAGAUGGAAGCUGCGUUUCAAACAAAAGGGUUGCUCUCUCUACCUUCAAACCCCAAACCCAAGUCAUUCAAUCCCCAAUCCAAUGGCCUAAGACAAAGACUCACCCCCUUAAACCCUCUAAACCCUUCAAAACCCACCUCUCUUCAUGGGUUCUCUCUAUCUCUCAAUGCCCUUCAUAAAGUUCAAGGCUUUAUCACAAGCCCAUCUCAAAGCAAGAAGCUUUUCAGCCAUGUCUGCAGAGCUGAAGCUGCUGGGGCAGAUGGGCAGCCACUUUUUGGUGAAGCUGAGGCUCCUAAAUUCAUGGGUAUUGAGAUUGUGACCCUUAAAAAGAUUGUGCCUCUUGGACUAAUGUUCUUUUGUAUUCUGUUUAAUUACACUAUUUUGAGGGAUACUAAAGAUGUGUUAGUUGUGACAGCUAAAGGGUCUAGUGCUGAGAUUAUACCUUUCUUGAAAACUUGGGUUAAUUUGCCAAUGGCUAUUGGGUUUAUGUUGUUGUAUACAAAAUUGUCUAAUGUGUUGUCAAAACAGGCUCUUUUUUAUACUGUUAUGCUGCCAUUUAUUGCCUUUUUUGGGGCUUUUGGCUUUGUGUUGUAUCCUUUGAAUGGCUAUUUUCACCCUACUGCUCUGGCUGAUAAGCUGCUUGCUGCACUUGGGCCUCGGUUCCUCGGUCCGCUUGCCAUUUUGAGGAUUUGGAGUUUCUGUUUGUUUUAUGUUAUGGCUGAGCUUUGGGGCAGUGUUGUUGUCUCUGUGCUGUUUUGGGGGUUUGCUAAUCAGAUAACAACUGUUGAUGAGGCCAAGAAAUUCUAUCCUCUGUUUGGGCUGGGAGCAAACGUGGCCCUUAUUUUCUCCGGACGCACAGUGAAGUACUUCUCUAAUUUGAGGAAGAAUUUGGGUCCUGGGGUUGAUGGUUGGGCUCUUUCACUUAAAGGGAUGAUGAGUAUCGUGGUGGUGAUGGGACUUGCUAUUUGUGCUCUAUAUUGGUGGGUCAACACUUAUGUUCCUCUUCCUACUCGCAGUAAGAAGAAGAAGGAGAAGCCGAAAAUGGGGACGAUGGAGAGCUUGAAGUUUUUGGUGUCCUCUCCAUACAUAAGGGAUCUUGCUACUCUAGUGGUAGCAUAUGGUAUAAGUAUCAACCUCGUUGAGGUCACAUGGAAAUCAAAGCUAAAAGCUCAGUUCCCUAGCCCAAAUGAAUACUCCUCCUUCAUGGGAGACUUCUCUACUGCCACUGGAAUAGCAACUUUCACGAUGAUGUUGCUAAGUCAAUGGAUCUUUAAUAAAUAUGGCUGGGGAAUGGCAGCAAAGAUUACACCAACUGUCCUGCUACUCACAGGAGUGGGAUUUUUCUCUCUACUCUUGUUUGGCGACCCACUUACACCUGCUCUCAUGAGUUUCGGGAUUACUCCACUACUAGCAGCCGUUUAUGUAGGCGCGAUGCAAAAUAUCUUCAGCAAAAGUGCUAAAUACAGCUUAUUUGAUCCUUGCAAGGAAAUGGCCUACAUUCCUUUGGAUGAGGACACCAAGGUCAAGGGGAAAGCUGCCAUUGAUGUUGUCUGCAAUCCUUUGGGAAAAUCUGGAGGAGCUUUAAUUCAGCAAUUCAUGAUCUUGACCUUUGGGUCACUUGCAAACUCAACCCCCUACCUUGGAGGUGUACUUCUGGUGAUUGUUCUUGCGUGGCUUGCGGCAGCCAAGUCUUUGGACACCCAGUUUACUGCUUUGCGCCAAGAAGAAGAGCUGGAAAAAGAGAUGGAAAGAGCAUCAGUGAAAAUCCCAGUAAUUUCUCAAAAUGAACCUGCCAAUGGUUCUAUUGCAAGCGGACCGGAACUAAGGCCAAUCAGAGGUGAUUCUACUGGUAGUUCAUAAAUGCGUAAGAUAUAAGCAGUGAAAACGAUGGUGAGUAUUUGACAGAGGCUUUAGCGACAACAUGGCAACAAUCUAUAGAAAUAAACGGAAAUGAUCAUCUAUAUACAGAAACAAUGGGAACAACAAUAGAUGUUGCUUACUGUGUCCUCAUUUUUCAUAGAAGUUUUGAAACUGGUUCUGUUAAAUUAAGCUGUAUUUCAUUCUUAUUACAUGCUAGACUUAUCAUUAUUUUUAUAUUCUUAUGGAAGUUUUUGAGUAA
Daucus carota subsp. sativus is the source of this 2328-nucleotide messenger RNA. RefSeq names its product plastidic ATP/ADP-transporter. Gene Ontology annotation, molecular function: ATP:ADP antiporter activity. Lineage: Eukaryota; Viridiplantae; Streptophyta; Magnoliopsida; Apiales; Apiaceae. The record is from RefSeq and is a predicted model, not a curated record. The coding region runs from base 213 to 2069 and encodes 618 amino acids. Gene Ontology annotation, biological process: nucleotide transport. Gene Ontology annotation, cellular component: membrane. The transcript has 5 exons.